AUUAAUUAAAUUUAACAGUAAUAACUUCUCCCAUGCCAAAGGCUACGACGCAUGCUUGUCAAAAACCACGUGCUAGUCUAGAAAUUUCGAUUCUGAUGCAAAGGUUGUAGACAGCAAGUAUUCUGCAAAAUGGCCCAAGCAUUUAGACGGUUUCUGCCCAUGUUUGAUAGAGUGCUGGUUGAAAGAUUUAAGCCAGAGCUGAAAACUAAAAGCGGACUUGUCCUUCCAGAGAAAUCUCAAGGAAAAGUGGUGCAGGCAACAGUAGUUGCAGUUGGAUCAGGACACAGAACUGAGGAUGGAAACAUUAUCCCUGUUGGUGUAAAAGUGGGAGACAAAGUCCUUCUUCCAGAGUUUGGAGGAACAAAGGUCGUUCUUGAGGAACAGGAAUACUUCUUGUUUCGCGAUGGCGAUCUUUUAGGCAGAUUUGAAUCUUGAGGCAUUUACAACAAAGGAAUUACUGUUAAAAUAAAAACAUCAUGUGCUACAACGCAGAAAGAACCAUGUUAGCAUGCAGAUAUUCUUUCACUGUGAGUGAAAUUCAUAUUUUGUCAUCUAAAUCUCGAUGCGUGAGCAAGCCGAGACAGACGUGCAUAGUGAUUUUGUUUUGUUUUCAGAGGUGGACCUUUUGCAUGUACUUGUGUUCUUGAGCUUGAUUGUCUACACUUUUGAUUUUGAUAGGUAUAUAUGUUAUAGUUGUCUGUUGAACGGAUGUGUGCAUUUAUCAUGUAUUUUAAUCAGAUUACAUUGUGACUGUAUGAAUUCAUUAAAACAUAAAAUUGA
This is a messenger RNA of Gigantopelta aegis, 780 nucleotides long. RefSeq names its product 10 kDa heat shock protein, mitochondrial-like. Gene Ontology annotation, cellular component: mitochondrial matrix. The coding region runs from base 130 to 435 and encodes 101 amino acids. The transcript is spliced from 4 exons. Lineage: Eukaryota; Metazoa; Mollusca; Gastropoda; Neomphalida; Peltospiridae. Gene Ontology annotation, molecular function: protein-folding chaperone binding; ATP binding; protein folding chaperone. The record is from RefSeq and is a predicted model, not a curated record.